Molecule: messenger RNA, 663 nt
Organism: Paramormyrops kingsleyae
Lineage: Eukaryota; Metazoa; Chordata; Actinopteri; Osteoglossiformes; Mormyridae
Source: RefSeq, a predicted model, not a curated record
UGCACGCCUCUGACCUUGGUGGCCAUGUGCCUGGAGCGCUAUGUGGCUGUGUGUAAGCCCCUGAGGCACGCUGCCAUCUCCACGCCGAGGAUUAGAGUGGUGGGCCUGCUCCUCAUUUGGGGGCUGGGCUGUGUACCUGCCCUCGUCAUCCUCCUUUCCUUCGCAGCUCUGGUCUCAGCUGAGCGGCUCACCAUGAGAGUCUUGUGCUCCGUGGAUUCGUUGAUUGUGAUCGAGUGGCAGAAGUACCUCCAAAUUGCUGUGUUCAAAUUCUAUUUCUUGGUCAUGUCCAUGGUCAUCACCUUCACAUACGUCAAGGUGGCUGCAGCUGCCCGCUCUGCCUCUGGUGAAAACAGGAAGUCGAGCACCAAAGGCACGAGGACAGUGGCUCUCCAUGCCAUCCAGCUCCUCCUUUGCCUCAUACAGCUACUUACGCCUUUAUUGGACAUGGCUGUGUUACAGAUCAGUGUGGUGAUCUACAUCCAGUAUAUCCGUUUUGUUAAUUUCAUAAUGUUUGUGAUAGCGCCGCGUUGCCUGAGCUCAUUGAUCUAUGGUUUGAGGGAGCAGAAUUUCUUCCAAGCAUUGAAACACUAUGCUGUUUGUGGCCUGGAUAAGAAGGUUCAACCAGCUGCUUCUCAUUCCAGGAAGGUGGAAUUGAGGCAUUAA